AUGGCAGACACAGCCAGGAGAAAUCAAACAGCCAUCAUGGAAUUCAUCCUCCUGGGAUUUGGGGAUCUCCCUGACCUACAAAUUCUUCUCUUCCUGAUGUUCCUAGUGAUCUACAUCACAACCAUGGCCGGGAACAUCCUCAUCAUUGCACUAGUUGUGACUGAUCAGCACCUUCACACCCCCAUGUACUUCUUCCUUGGGAACUUGUCGUGCUUGGAGACCUGCUACACCUCCACCACUCUGCCCCGGAUGCUGGCCAGUCUGCUGACUGGGGACAAAACCAUCUCAUUCAGUGGCUGCAUCACACAACUGUAUUUCUUUGCUUCUCUGGGAUGUACAGAAUGCUAUCUCCUAGCAGCAAUGUCUUAUGAUCGGUAUUUAGCGAUAUGUAAACCCCUGCACUAUUCAACUCUUAUGAAUACCAGGUUUUGCCUCCAGUUGGCUGCUGGGUCAUGGUUAAAUGGUUCUUUGGUUACUGCCAUCUUUAUAUUAUUCAUGUCACCAUUAAUAUUCUGUGGCCCGAAUGAAAUUGACCAUUUCUAUUGUGACUCCAUCCCAUUGAUAAAACUCUCCUGCAGUGACACACACCUGAGAGACUGCAGAAAUCAAACAGAUGUCAUGGAAUUCAUCCUCUUAGGAUUCGGGGAUCUCCCUGAACUGAAAAUUCUUCUCUUCCUGAUGUUCCUAGUGAUCUACAUCGCAACCGUGACUGGGAACAUUCUCAUCACUGCACUAGUCGUGACUGAUCAGCACCUUCACACCCCCAUGUACUUCUUCCUAGGGAACUUGUCCUGCUUGGAGACCUGCUACACCUCAACCAUCCUGCCCCAGAUGCUGGCCAAUCUUCUGACUGGGGACAAAACCAUCUCAUUCAGUGGCUGCAUCAUACAAAUGUAUUUCUUUGGUUCUCUGGUAUGUACAGAAUGCUAUCUCCUAGCAGUGAUGUCUUAUGAUCGGCCGGAUGCAAAUAGCCAGGCCCAAGCAGAAAAAUACCAUCAUACCAUCAGGACACUUCACCAGGAACAACUUCAUAGCUCUUACCUGGGCUACACCCGGCUGUGA
Mauremys mutica (yellowpond turtle) is the source of this 1062-nucleotide messenger RNA. RefSeq names its product olfactory receptor 6C75-like. Gene Ontology annotation, molecular function: olfactory receptor activity; G protein-coupled receptor activity. Gene Ontology annotation, biological process: G protein-coupled receptor signaling pathway. NCBI's taxonomy places the organism in Eukaryota, Metazoa, Chordata, Testudines, Geoemydidae. The transcript has 3 exons. The coding region runs from base 1 to 1062 and encodes 353 amino acids. The record is from RefSeq and is a predicted model, not a curated record. Gene Ontology annotation, cellular component: membrane.